Chrysoperla carnea is the source of this 3337-nucleotide messenger RNA. RefSeq names its product E3 ubiquitin-protein ligase Bre1 (gene Bre1). Gene Ontology annotation, cellular component: nucleus; HULC complex. Gene Ontology annotation, molecular function: metal ion binding; ubiquitin protein ligase activity. The coding region runs from base 140 to 3079 and encodes 979 amino acids. The transcript is spliced from 10 exons. Lineage: Eukaryota; Metazoa; Arthropoda; Insecta; Neuroptera; Chrysopidae. The record is from RefSeq and is a predicted model, not a curated record.
UAUUUAAGAAAAAUGUAAUGAUUUAUUUAAAAUAUAUAGAUUAAUUCACUCGUAUCUAAAUAUUAUACACAUUAUUAUAUAUAAUUCAAGUAAUUUGUUACUUUUUUAUCAAAAGAUACUUAUUUGUCAGAAAUUAAAAAUGUCAAAAAGACCGGCUGACGAGAACGUUAGUGGACAACCACCGAUCAAAAUGGUUCAAUUUGAGCCUCACUUGAUCGGUCCAAUAUCCACAUUAGAAGAAAUGGAUAUAAAGGUUUUACAAUUCCAAAAUAAAAAACUAGCUCAGCGUAUUGAGCAACGACACAGAACUGAAACUGAAUUACGCCAACGAAUUGAGCAAUUGGAGAAACGUCAAACACAAGAUGAUGCCGUGUUGAAUGUUGUUAAUCGAUAUUGGAAUCAACUGAACGAAGACAUUCGAGUACUUCUUCAACGGUUCGAUGCGGAAACUGCUGAUGAAUCUGAGAACAAAAACGAAAAUGAAGCUACCACUUCAUUUCUUAUGCAGUUAUCGACAUGGGAUAAAGAAGAAUUGGAUGACAAAUUGGCAAAUCGAGUUCAAGUAUCAAAAAGAGCUGUUGCGAAAGUAAUCCAAGCUUUUGAUCGUCUUAUGCAAAGAAAUGAAAAAAUUACUUUAGCUCUGAAGGGAGAAUUAGAUGGACAAGAAUCACCGCCGUCAAUGGAUGAAACAAUUCGACAAGCGAAUAUCGAAAUGCAAAAUGAAAAUCGCAAACUUCAAGCAUUAAACACAUCCUUACAUGAAAAAUAUCAUACAAUUAGUUUAAAAAUGUCUGAAUUACAGGAUUCAUUAACGGCUAAAGAUACUGAAAAUGCUGAAUUGCGUAAUCAAAUUGAUGAAUUAAAAUAUGAACAAGAAAAGAUACGUUGCCGUAAUGAUAAAUUAGAGACACAUUUAGCUGAAGCCAUUGAAAAAUUGAAAACUUAUCAUCAAUUACAUGGUGAUAGUGAAAAAACACCUCAACAGAAGGGUGUUGUUACAACAAGUGUAUCACAAUCAAAAUUAGAAGAUUUAAAUAAAGAAAUUGAAGAAUGGAAAGAAUUGGCUAAUAAUCGAUUACAGGAAUUAGAUAAAUUACAUAUGCAACAUCGGGAAUGUUUAAAAGAAGUUGAAAAAUUAAAAAUGGAUAUACGACAAUUACCGGAAAGUGUAAUAGUGGAAACAACUGAGUAUAAAUGUUUACAGUCACAAUUUUCCGUUUUGUACAAUGAAUCAAUGCAAUUGAAAACUCAAUUGGACGAUGCCCGAGCUCAACUUCAAGCUUCUAAAAAUGCUCACUUAAGAAAUAUUGAAAUGAUGGAGAGUGAAGAAUUGAUGGCCCAAAAAAAAUUACGACAAGAAGUAAUGCAAUUAGAGGAUGUGUUAGCACAAUUACGCAAAGAAUAUGAAAUGCUACGAAUUGAAUUUGAACAAAAUCUAGCGGCAAAUGAACAGACAGGUCCAAUAAAUCGAGAGAUGCGACAUCUAAUUACCUCGUUACAAAAUAAUACACAACAAUUAAAAGGUGAAGUGCACCGUUAUAAACGUAAAUACAAAGAAGCAAACUCUGAAAUACCAAGGUUACGCAAAGAAAUUGAAGAAUUAACUGCUAAAUUGGGACAACAAGCAGCCGUACAAGAGUGUAAAGAUAAUCGAUGUGGAGAAAUUAGUGGUGAUAUUAAAGAUGAAGAUAAUUCGAAUAGUUCGCGUGAUCCUAGUAUGCAAAUUAAGGAUGAAAAUUUGUCGCUAUCAUUGAAAAAAGAAAUUGAUGAAGAUAUGGAGGUUGACGAUAUGGACGGGGACAAAGAUAAAACGAAUGUAAUGUCACCAUCAUCAACAAAGAAAGAAGGUGUUAAGCAAGAGAAAGGUGCUAUAAAAAAAGAAUGUACAAUUAAAUCAGAAAAAGAACGUGAAGCGCAACGUUUGAAGGAGGCUAAAAUUGCUGAAUCUGAAUUAGUAAGAGACCUGAAGGCCCAACUCAAGAAAGCCUUAAACGAACAGAAAGAAAUGAAAUUACUAUUAGACAUGUAUAAAGGCGUGAGUAAAGAGCAGCGUGAUAAAGUACAAUUAAUGGCAUCCGAGAAAAAAAUCCGUGCUGAAGUAGAAGAUAUGCGACAACAAAUGAAAAAAAUGCAGGAAAGUAAACGAGAAGAUCGAAAAAAAUUAGCAGAUGAAGAUGCAUUAAGAAAAAUUAAACAACUUGAAGAGCAAAAAUAUGAAUUACAAAAACAAGUCGCAUUACAAAAGCCACCUGGAGAUGGUGCAUGGGGUGCUGCGCAUGGAGUUCAUCAUUCAAGGCCUUUUGUUGGUUCUCAUGAAGAAGAAGCUUUGUUAAAUGAAAUGGAAGUAACUGGACAAGCUUUUGAAGAUAUGCAAGAACAAAAUUCAAGAUUAAUUCAACAGCUUAGAGAAAAGGAUGAUGCAAAUUUUAAAUUAAUGACUGAACGUAUUAAAUCGAAUCAAUUGCAUAAACUAGCUCGAGAAGAAAAAGAUGUUUUAAAGGAGCAAGUUGGAACGUUAACCGCACAGGUUGAAGCUGCAAAUGUCGUUGUUCGAAAAUUAGAGGAAAAAGAACGAAUUUUACAAAAUACAUUAGCAACUGUUGAAAAAGAAUUAGCUUUAAGGCAGCAAGCUAUGGAAAUGCAUAAACGUAAAGCUAUAGAAUCGGCGCAAUCUGCAGCAGAUUUAAAACUUCAUUUAGAAAAGUAUCAUUCACAAAUGAAAGAAGCUCAACAAGUUGUUGCCGAAAAAACAAGUUCUUUAGAAGCGGAAGCGUAUAAAACGAAGAGAUUACAAGAAGAAAUCGCACAGCUACGUCGAAAAGCUGAACGAAUGAAAAAAAUGGAAUAUACUGGUUCAUCAUUAGAUGAAGUCAUGAUGGAAGAAAUUCGAGAAUAUAAAGAGACAUUAACAUGUCCAUCAUGUAAAGUAAAACGAAAAGACGCUGUGCUGUCAAAAUGUUUCCAUGUAUUUUGUUGGGAUUGUCUUCGUACACGAUAUGAAACGCGGCAACGAAAAUGUCCGAAAUGUAAUUGUGCGUUUGGAGCAAAUGAUUAUCAUAGAUUAUAUUUAUGCACUUAAAAUAAAUUAAAUUAAAAUAAUUAUAUUUAAAUUUGUUUAAAACUGUUCUGAGAAAGUAUAAACUAAUUAUGUUAAUUGUUUAAUGGUAAUAACGUUUCUAACUUUUAUAAUACUGAAUCAAACUGAAUUCGUUUUUUAUACUUGCAAUUUAAUUAAAUUAAAACUUUCAAUUGUGAAAAAUGUAUAAUUCAUUUUUAAGAAAUUAAUAACUUGAACUAUAUUGAAUAUAGAACAUAAAAUAUCGUUUAUUAUGCAGUA